Molecule: messenger RNA, 3547 nt
Organism: Aedes albopictus (Asian tiger mosquito)
Lineage: Eukaryota; Metazoa; Arthropoda; Insecta; Diptera; Culicidae
Source: RefSeq, a predicted model, not a curated record
AGAAUCAAACAACAUGGGAACGUCAUGUUCAAAUUUAUUUGGCGUCCGUUGAAGUGAUUUAUAAAAUGCAAGUAAAGAUCGAAAGAUCGACAAAUUCCGAUCACAAUCAGUCCGAUAAGCUGAAGGAACUGCGAGGCCAAACGAAAGCAUUGCUGUGUGGCAUACAUGAUUUCAGAAACAAAACGAAAAAUCGUAAGGAAAACCACACUGGAAUUUCGGCAAAACAAAUGAGCGAGAAAAUAAACUUCAACAUGACGGAAGACUUGAUCACAAUGGAUCUCCACAAGCAUUUCCUAAAAUGUCGCUUCCAGUGCUUCCUGGAGGAUAUGCAACGUCAUGUCAACUCGUUGAUCGAAAAACUAAAGAAAGGCAGACCAACGCGAAAAGUUCGCACCACAAAGAAACCAAGAAAGAAGCCGAAAAAGGGACACAACAAAAGAAAUGAGCUCAAGAAUAAAUGCUGCAUUGUAAAUAAUACACCAACAAGCUCGACCACGCCCAGAUCAACACUGAGUGAAGUACGGAAAGCAAACAACAAUAAAAAGAAGCUAAGUGCAAGCCAACAGUCAAAAUUAAUUAAGCAAAACCAGAAGAAAGUUCAACGCAAGGGUAAUAAAAAGUUAGUCCAGUAAUUCCGAAUGGGAUUCUUUUCGAGUAGAACUCCGCUUCCGACCGUAAGAAGAAGGUUAACGAAAAGCGUGUGAAAUAAUUCAGUUUCUGCUUAGGAAGGCAAACAUUAAAUUAAAUUUAAAUGCCUUGCGAUUCAAGCUUGUAUUUGAUUAUUACGAUAGAAGUGAAGCAAUAACAUAGUUACUAAAUGCAGCAAUGAAACAGUAUUUCGUAGUAAAUUAGAAAACAAUCGAUGCAUUUCACUUACCAUCAUUACUGAAUUGUAAGUUUUAUCACGAUAACCAUAUGAAAUAGCUACAGCGUAAGAUAGACUGAAUAAUAUAUUUCAUAUGAUUAUUUAUUUAAAUAAUUAGGAAAAAACUUACUGUGCUGUGAUAUUUGUAUAUUAUGUAUGUAACAUAAUUGGUUUUAUGAUCCAAUCACACCAAAAAGUUAGACAUAACGCUUUUUAAACGGUCAUUGAAUCCAACCAGUAUUAGCAGAUGACACCUUGUUUGCAGACAUUUACUCACUGUAACUGAAUGUAGUUGUACAAAGAACCGUUAAGUAUUAGUUUGUAUCACAAACGUAAGCCUAGCUCUCCGUGACAGUUGGGCCAAUAGCAUAAUAAACUUGACAAUAUAGUAUUAUGAGAUGAAAAGUUCCUGAAUAGCUGAUAAGAAAAUUUUUGAAAAGAUGUUUGAAGAAAUAGAAUAGCUAGAAUUGAGUUUAUUGUUAGUAUACGCUGUUGAUUCACUUUAGUUGUCCUUAGAUAUAUAUUUUGUGAAGUCAGUGCUAUGUUAUCAAGUAAGAUAUGUAGAUUAUUUUUCCAGUGCUAAUUUAUUCUUCCAUCAUGAAUUAAUUUAUUACAUUCUCACAUCAGUAUUCAUGUCAUUCAACCAACAACUCGACUUAAUAAUGAUAAAAUAAAUCGAAAGAAAUUGUUUUUAAAACAUAAAAUGUCGCCUUAUGAAUGAAACUGAAAAGAAAUUCUUGUUUAUACACAAAUAUUUGAAAUUUCUUGUCCCAACUUUCCGAACCCUCUAAGCAGAAUACCCUUUUCGAACGAGUGUAUUCAGUUUUGUACCUUUUAAUUCCGCCCUCUUUUGCUUAUCCUUUGACAGAUACGCGUAUUUCGACUACCACUUGUAAUCUUCCUCAGUGGAUGAUAAGCAAACGAGGGCGGAAUUAAACGGUACAAAACUGAUUACACAAACAGAUCUAAACUCGAACAAUUUCGAUUGUACAUCAAUGUAACGGUCAUUUUUUUCUGUAAACGGUCCAGCAUUUUCUUCUUUUGUCACAGUGCUCGUUGACUCGUCAAGGGGGGGACGAUAUAUAAUUAAUGCUUUUGAUGAAAAAGUACCCAAACAAUUAGGCAAAAUCAUUAAACUCAGCGGACUUGUUAAGUAAUUUUCUGAGCGACUCUAAUUUUACCUUAGAAAUUUUAAUUUUUUUGUGAAAUUUAUUUGUGUCCCCCCUCAAAAUGUUGGAUUCCAACCAAAAUUUUCCGAGGGGGCGGUGACAUAAGAGAAAAUCGAAAUUUGUGUCAGCCUAAUUGAAUAGAAAAAUAUGAUACAACGUGCUUAACAACCUUUUCGGGCUGUCAUCUUGAUCAUACACGGAAUGGUACAUACAACCAGUGUAUAAAACAUUUUUCUAAGCGCAAUGGUCCCCUAAUAGUCCAUUCUACGGGCUGAUUUUAUGAAUGACAGGAGGUUGCGUCCUAACCCGUGAAAAUCAAUAUCAUCAUCAACAUUGUUGCCACUUCGUAGAAUGGCUCAUGGCGCUUUUUGACGUUUGCAUACUACCGCCACACACUGGGGCAGGACUGAAAAUACAUGGAAAAAACCUCUAGCUCGUCGAGAUGUCGAGAUACUCAUUUGGUGUCUUGAGGGAAAAUAUUUCUAUGGACAAGGUCGAUAUUCUGAGCGGUAGGUAAUUUUUCCUUACGUUAUUCGCAUAAAAGUCCUAUAAGUCAUUUUGGCCAAAUUACAUUUUAGCGAACGGUGUCUUUGGCAAAGUUAUUCGCUAUUUAUGCUGAAGACGUCAAAUUUCCAAAGCCUAUUAUUCUUGAGAUAUAUAACCGAUUUAUAAAAUACCUACCUAAAAUCGAAAUUUUUCAUUAAAAUACGUUUCGGACAUUUUUGUGUUUUACAAUUUGUUUGAAGCUUAGAAACAAACAAACCUGUGACUAGAUUGCAUCUAUACUUUUCAUAGUUCACUUGGCAUCUUACAACGUAGUGAUUUAUGAGCACAAAUUUUGUACUAAUUUACCUAAAACAGUAAACUUUGAACCCUAUUUAGAAAAAAAUCAUCAAAAAUCAUGUCUGUGAUUUUUUUACAUGAGAGCUAAUGUAUUUUUUAGGUGAUUGCCGAUGAAAAAACUUGCCCGAAUUUGCCCGACUGCCAGAACGUCCUAUAUACAUUUUGCGUGAUUUUCGGGAACUUUCUAUAUAAAAUCAAUGCAUAUUUUAUUUUUUCCAACUAAUUUCCUCGAUAUAUGUUUUAUUUUAGUAUUUUUCAUUAUUAUAACUUAAAAACGGACAUUAAAUUUGUUUAAAAACGUAUUUUAAUGAAAAAUUUCGAUUUAAGGUAGGUCUUUUAUAUAUCGAUUAAUAUCUCAAAAAUAGUAGGCUUUGGAAAUUUGACGUCUUCAGCAACAACUUUGCCGAAGACACCAUAUGGCUAAAAUGUAAUUUGACCAAAUUGACUUAUAGGACUCGGUGUGAAGAAUUAGCUUUAGUUAAAAUUUACAAAUACAAUGAAAUCAAAAAAAAAAACUUAUAGGACUUUUAUGCGAAUAACGUAAGAAAAAAUACCUACCGCUCAGAAUAUCGACCAUGUCCAUAGAAAUAUUUUCUCUCAAGAUACCAAAUGAGUAUCUCGACAUCUCGACGAGCUAGAGGUUUUUUUCAUGUAUUUUCAGUCUUGACCC